Carassius carassius (crucian carp) is the source of this 4037-nucleotide messenger RNA. It is a transcript of the gene prdm10, whose product is annotated as PR domain containing 10. Lineage: Eukaryota; Metazoa; Chordata; Actinopteri; Cypriniformes; Cyprinidae. The record is from RefSeq and is a predicted model, not a curated record. Bases 348 to 3878 code for a protein of 1176 amino acids. Gene Ontology annotation, cellular component: nucleus. Gene Ontology annotation, molecular function: protein binding. The transcript has 23 exons.
UGAACUGAUGUCUUUGCUGCUGAUCUUUGAUGAUCCAGUGCAACCGUACUAAUAAGCAAAAAUGACUUUAUUGUGCUUCAUUGUUUUGUUUUAUUGCUGAAGAGUGUUAAACCUUCCUCUCCUUCUCUACAUUACAGACGUGAAUUUAUUUUUCCUUCAGCCUGAGGUUUAUUCAUUACACUUUUUGGUGUUAACAAACACUGGUGACGAAUGCAGGACUUCUCUAGUCAUUUAGUCAAAAGGAAGGACACGUCCUCGUAAGGCUGCCACAUCAUAAAGCUUUGUGAAGUGGUUGAUGAGUGGUGGAUUGGUGGAGGAGGUGUUCGCUCUCACCUCGUUCUGAUGCUAUGGAGGCCAAGCAGGAGUCAACACAUGUGUGGAGUACAGCAGCCAACAAUGACACUGGAAAUACUCCUCAGGUGCAUUUUGAGAGCGGUGCGGUGGCUCAGAUCGUGUACAGCGGAGAGCAGUCUGACCGCGCUCAGCAGCAGGUUGUGUACGCUGCAGACGGGAGCUCCUACACCUCGGUCGAGUCGGCCGAACACACACUGGUGUACAUACACCCAGCCGAUGGAUCGCAGGCGGUGUUUACAGAUCAGCCCCAAGUGGCCUAUAUUCAGCAAGAUGGCACAACACAACAGGUGACUGUGUUGCUUCCCAGCGGUCAGAACAUGAACACUGCAAAUCUGCACGUACUGAGUAAUGUAGCUGAUGGCCCACAGGCGAUCCUGGAGCCUGUGACACAGAGCCAACUUGCUGUGACUAAUGCAGCUCUUCCGAACAUGCCGGAGGCCUCGUCGAGUCCCCUGGGGGCCACCGAUUCCACUGUGGAUUCAGAAGAUGAGGAAGACAACGAUAGCGACGAUUCUGACAUGGAUGACUGGGAACCUAGGACGCCCCAGCCGUUCACCCCUCAGAACCUCUGGUGUGAAGACUGUAACAAUGCUAAUCUUGGAGCAUGUAUGAAACACGGUCCUCUGCACCCCAUCCUCAGCCGCCCUGUGAUGUCCAAGGCUCGGGCCAGUCUUCCUCUCGUCCUGUAUAUCGACCGCUUCCUGGGCGGAGUCUUUACCAAGAGGCGUAUCCCCAAACGCACACAGUUCGGUCCUAUAGAGGGGCCACUGGUGCCACAGAGCCAACUGCAGGACACGCACAUCCACCUCAAAUUAUACAUGCUAGACCCUGAAAAAGAAGGCGAGAGGGCAGAGGACCUCUGGUUUGACCUGACCGAUGAAGAGCGAUGUAACUGGAUGAUGUUUGUCCGGCCGGCUCAGAAUCACCUGGAGCAGAACCUGGUGGCUUAUCAGUACGGCUCGGACAUUUUUUACACCACCAUUAAGAACAUACAGCCCAAACAGGAGCUUAAGGUGUGGUACGCUGCAUCAUAUGCCGAGUUUGUCCACCAGAAAGUUCAUGAUGUCACAGAUGAAGAGAGAAAAGUUUUACGUGAGCAGGAGAAGAACUGGCCGUGCUAUGAGUGUAACAAACGGUUCAUGAGCUCAGAGCAGCUUCAGCAGCACUUAAACAUGCACGACGACAAGCUGAACCUCAUCCAAAGGCCAAAAGGCCGCGGCCGAGGAAGGGGCAGGAAACGAUUCGGUGCUGCAAGGCGACCAGGACGACGUACGAAAUUCAUCUGCCCACAGACUCCUGUUGAGAGUGCUGACAAAACACAGGAGCUUUUAGCAUCUGUAGAUAAACUACCAUUUGAGGAGCGAACGGACGGAGCUCUUAAUGGGCUGAAGGGGGUGGAAAUGGCAGCUGAAUCGAUGGAGACCGAGACGGAAGAAGGGCUUGAUACCCCAGAAACCCACAUCGAGGCAAUGCAAGAGGAGGGGGAUUCUGUCACCCCACCUCCAACCACAGAAGUCCCAGAGUCUGCCAAAGAGGACCUGUCUCAGACAAGUCCCGAAGACCCCCACCUCACACCGCAGGACAUGAGGAGGGCGAGGAGGAUUAGGAAUGCCGCUCUCCAGCAUCUAUUCAUCCGUAAGUCCUUUCGACCCUUUAAAUGUUCUCAUUGUGGGAAAGCCUUUCGAGAUAAAGACAAGCUGGAGCAGCACAUGCGAUACCACGGGCGGGACGGCUGCCGUCACAUGUGCCAUCAGUGCGGUAAGGGCUUCCUGUCGAGCUCUGCGCUUGAGGAUCACCUGCAGCUGCACUCUGACCAGCGCACCUACUCCUGCCUCUUCUGCGCCGAGUCCUAUGACAGACUGGACCUGCUCAAAGUGCAUGUGGAGGUUCACCUGGUCAACGGCUGCUUUUCCUGUCCUUCCUGCAAGAAAACCUUCACUGACUUCAUACAGGUUAAGAAACAUGUGAGAAGUUUCCACUCAGAGAAGAUCUUCCAGUGUACAGAGUGUGAUAAAGCCUUCUGCAGGCCUGAUAAACUACGCCUCCACAUGCUUCGCCACUCUGACCGCAAGGACUUCCUGUGCUCCACAUGUGGAAAACAGUUUAAGAGGAAGGAUAAACUACGGGAGCACAUGCAGAGGAUGCACAACCCUGAACGUGAGGCCAAAAAGGCGGACCGCAUCCACCGCACCAAAGCUUUGAAACAGAAGGAGCCCACCACCGACUUUGAGAGCUUCAUGUUUAAAUGCAGACUCUGUAUGAUGGGCUUCAGAAGACGAGGAAUGCUGGUGAAUCACCUGUCUAAACGACAUCCUGAGAUGCGAUUGGAGGAGGUUCCUGAGCUGACGCUGCCCAUCAUUAAACCCAACAGAGAUUACUUUUGCCAGUACUGUGAUAAGGUGUAUAAAAGUGCCAGUAAGAGGAAGGCCCACAUUUUGAAGAACCACCCCGGGGCAGAACUGCCCCCCAGCAUUCGAAAGCUGCGUCCGGCCGGGCCGGGAGAGCCUGACCCCAUGCUGAGCACACACACACAGCUGACCGGCACCAUCGCUACUGCACCUGUCUGCUGCCCACACUGUGCCAAACAGUACAGCAGCAAGACAAAGAUGGUCCAGCACAUCCGUAAGAAGCAUCCGGAGUAUCAGUACAACAGCAGCAGCAGCAUCCCGGCACCUCUGGCUGCUACCGUCAUCAGCAGCGCUCCUGCCGUCAUCACAACAGACGGCAGUACUGCAGAGACUGUGGUGACGACCGAUCUGUUGACCCAGGCCAUGACGGAGCUGUCCCAGACCCUGACCACAGACUACCGCACAGCACAAGGGGAUUUCCAGAGGAUCCAGUACAUCCCAGUGUCCCAGGCAGGAGGAGGCCUGUCCCAGCCACAGCACAUACAGCUGCAGGUGGUGCAGGUGGCCCCGGCGUCCUCUCCUCACUCUCAGCACUCUACAGUCGAUGUGAGCCAGUUACACGACCCUCACAGUUACAGUCAGCACUCUAUUCAGGUUCAGCACAUCCAGGUGGCUGAGCCCACGGGGACGGUGCAGGCCAAUGCACAGGUUUCAGCUCAGCCUCUAAGUCCCUCCUCUCAGCAAGCAGCUCAGGAGCUUAGCACCGCCCAGCUGACCCCUGUGACCCUCGCUCAGGGCCAGACUCUACAGACGUCCACCAAUCAGACGCAAGGUGCUGCUCAGCAUGCGUACCUACCCAGCAACUGGAACUACAGGAGUUAUCCCUCUGAGAUCCAGAUGAUGGCUCUUCCUCAUACUCAGUAUGUGAUAGCAGAGGCCAGCACUCCCGUCACUGCGUCCGUCAACAGUAGUCAGGUCAAGACGACACAUUAUGUGAUCUCGGAAGGACAGACGGAGCUGGAUGGUAAGCAGCUGAGUGUCCCGUCAUCCGCUGGGCAGGUUCACUCCGACCCACUGGAGCAGCCGGCCGUCAGUCAGCAGACCACCACACAGUACAUCAUCACCACCACCACCAACGGGACAGGGGCCAGUGAAGUUCACAUCACCAAACCCUGACCCUCAAUCACACAUGAAGAAACUGAUUUGUCGUCUUCAGCUGCAGAGUUACUUUAAAUGAACAGAUUUCUGAUUUAUUUUCUUGAAGAGUUAAAAAGAUGAACUCAAAUAGUGAAGAUGUUUUUGUAUGAAAAAUAAUAAAAACACUGGAGUUGGUAA